UCUAGCUCGCGGCUCUAUGGCCGCCGCCCGCCGCCGCCGUGGGCCGUUGCCAUAGCUCCGCCGCCGCCGCCGUGCCGAGCGGGGGGCUCGGGGCUGACCCGCGGCCCGACCCGGCCCCAUCGGCCUCUACCGGGACGGGGCUGCAGGUUGACUCAACAAUGACUCCAUGUUCAUCAAUCCUGACUUUCUGCUUUGAUCACCAUAAACUGCAGCAGUUUUAGUUACUAUGUGGGCAAGCUGCUGUAAUUGGUUUUGUCUGGAUGGCUCACCUGAAGAGAUGCAGCCGCAGCCAGAGCAGGGAGCCAGAGCCCAAGCCUAUUCCAACCCUGGGUACAGCUCCUACCCAUCUCCAACCGCUUUGGAACAGAGCUGCAAAGCCUGCGGGAUGCGCUUCGACAGCUCCUCCAGGAAGCACGUCUGCUUGGACUGCAAGAAGAACUUCUGUACGUCCUGCUCCAGCCAGGCUGACGGUGCUCCCCUCCUCUGCCACCUCUGCCAGCGGUUCCGAGCCACAGCUUUCCAGCGGGAGGAGUUGAUAAAGAUGAAGGUGAAGGAUCUGCGAGACUAUUUGGCACUCCACGAGGUAUCCACAGAGUUGUGUCGUGAAAAGGAGGACCUGGUCCUGCUCAUUCUUGGCCAGCAGCCUGUAAUUACCCAGGAGGAUCAGAUAAGAACAAAUUCAUUUCAUACUAGUGCCUCUGGACAGCAAGACUUUGUGAUUCUCCCACCCACCGGCCCAGCAUCUUCUACCUCACAUGAUGCGUCUCCAGGGUCUGCAGAUCCUGUCUCAAGCUCACUAGCUCAGGAACACGAACAGGCAAAUGGUUAUGUGCCUCCAAGCCAAGUUGGUUUGACAGGAGUCGAGAUUGCAGCUGAAGCGCCAACAGAGGAGGAGACUCAGUCUACGGACUCCGAAGACAACCUGGUGCAGGGGAGGAAGGCUUCUCUGUCUGAUCUGACAAGCAUUGGAGACAUCAAUGCGCUCUCUGUGCGACAGCUGAAGGAAAUCCUUGCUCGCAACUUUGUCAACUACAAAGGCUGCUGUGAAAAGUGGGAGCUGCUGGAGAGGGUGACCCGGCUUUAUAAAGAGAAGGACCUUCAGCAUCUAGUUUCUGACACUGAUGAUCAAACUGGUGGUGCUGGGCUCCCAGGCAUGGAGGAAAACCUCUGCAAAAUCUGCAUGGAUGCACCCAUUGACUGUGUCCUGCUGGAAUGUGGCCACAUGGUCACUUGUACCAAGUGUGGGAAGCGGAUGAGCGAGUGUCCCAUCUGCCGGCAGUAUGUGAUAAGGGCUGUCCAUGUCUUUAAGUCCUAAGUGUGUGGAAGGAAGACUGGGAAUGCCUUAAAGCCUCAUCUGCUGUGAGAAAAAUGGUCAAAAUAGCUACUAGUUAGGUCAGAGAUUAGCACACGGACCCCACUGGAAGCUGAAGGUGAGGGAAGGAUGGAGCCUGAGAAAACUUGUUCUUACCCAAGCCAUGCCUGGCUGUGCUCUUCCCAUGAUAGUGCUUUACACCACAGUGCCUGGACUCCUUGGAGCUCAUUGCCAGCAGCAAACACACAAACUAUUAACCUAUGUUUUAGGAUAACUUGAUCCAUUAGAGGUGGGGAUCCAGGGAUGUUUGGUUCCCACCACCAAGCUCAGAUGCAGAGGCUUCAUAUUUCCCCCCUGACUGGUAAACAGAAGCGCAGUGGGAUCUCAAAGAGUGACCUUUGUUUUGCUGCUUAGGCUCAAUGCUCAGCAACAACUUUUAUUUUCAAAGAUGAAAACUUAUUGUACUUGUUAAUUUUUACCUUUAAUUUAAUGUUCAGUUCCUAUGCUUGCAGGACAGGCAGCCAGCCUCCCCCUUCCACAGCACAAUAAACACGUCUAGCCUAGUGCAACAGUGGACAAUUGUAUGCUUUCAUUUGAAGGUGGGCUUUGUAGUAUUGAAAACCAGAACAGGAGUGAGGACUGGGGCCCAUGGAGCCUGACCUCGUGUGGUGGGGUUGGUUUACACACCAGGGAGAUCCCUUUGACUUUCAGUUUUAAACCUGAACUCAUUUCACUUGAUUAAGGAGCUAUGAAUCUAAGGCUUGAGUCUUUUAGAGGGUUUAGUGAGGCCAAGACACAGCUGCAGAGCAGUAAGGGUUCUACUGUUACACAGUCAGACUUAAGUACAGGUGACUUUCUUUUUAGAGAGGAGACAUGAAAGAAGGGAAGCUUUAUCUCCCUCAAAUCAUUACAGAUGCUUCUGCUUAGUAAACGGCAUCCCUCAUCCUCCCCUUUACUCACCCUUACUCCUGUACGUGCAGACUGCUUAUCAAAGCAAUCAAUUUUCACUCCUUCUGCUUGUGAGGGUGGACAGGGGGCUCUGGUCUGAUUCAUGACAAAUGCAAGCCCUCAGGAGCAGGAUGGUCAUUUGGAAGCCUUGCUAGAGAGAGCUGUAGCUGGCGUAUUUCUCCCUGAGUUUCAGAAUCUUGAUGCCUUAAGUUUUCAGCCACCGUAGGACUGUAUGCUCAUUUUAAGUCAUUUGCUGAGUAUCUUCUGCUGCAGGUUCUUUCCCAUCUAGCUUUUCCCUUCAUGGGGAGAGAUCACUCAAGUGUUCAGGCUGCAUCUCUGCACAGCUGCCAGCAGAGGAACAGCACAAACCCAAGUGUCCACUUACAGCUCCUGGAGCAGCAGAAGUGCAGUUACAGAAACCAUCACCAAAGACAUCUGCUUUUGCAGUAAGUGGUUAUGUAUGUUAACAGGGAGUUAAACUUGGGUCAUCUUUACCAUGGAGCAGUGCAGGAGUAGCAAUUCGCUUCUCAACUGGCAUGGAGUGGAGGGUCUCUCUGACUAUUAGCAAAGCACUUAAGCUAAAGAAGUCUCAGUUGGUAGCAGAACUGCUGCACUACUGAGGUUUACUGAACUAAGAAUUCAGAGUUUUACCUCUUUCUCUGUUCAGGUUGUUCUUUAGUAUUUGGCUUAAGGUUUAACAGCUUCCAGCAGGAGGUGAGCACUGGUACGAUUCCGUGUAUCAUGUUAAAGAAAGGGCAGGUAAGCAGUCACUGUAUUUACUCUUCAGGAGGUUCACAGGGACCUCUCAGAGGUACAGGAAUACACAUGCAAAGUGCUGAACAGCCUCAUUCAUAAACUCACUGUGAAAAUUCAUGUUGUCAUAGCUUUCAAUAAACUCAGGGCUGGGGGGAAGCAGGAAGAUGAUGAUUCCCCUGCAGACAGAUGUACCUGGAGAGGGUAGGCUUAUUUUCUACAGCAGAUCAAUCGAAUUGUGGAUCAAUGCUUGAAACCUUAGGAAUGAGAAGAUCCCCCCUCCCCAUGACUCUGGAAUGUGCUUUCUGAAGGGAGGAGGUUCCGUUUUUGUCUCCUGGCUCCAGUGUUUCCCUUGCAAAAAUCAUUUUCUACUUAUGGCUGAGUUGUUUGUAAAGGAAAAUCAAAUCUGGAGGAAACUGAUUAAAGAUCCAAAGGAAUAUAAUGAUCUGAACUAAUAAAUGGUAAUAUUUAUGUGCUUUAUGUCCACUGUACAUACUUUAAAUACUUUAGAAGUUCAUAUUCUACUUGAAAUGGCAUGUUAAAUCCUGGUACGAUGAUGGUGAAACUUCCGAGUUUUUGGUACAGAAGUUUGGUUUAUAAUUUUAUAAUAAAGUUGAACUGUGAUUUAGUUAA
Messenger RNA from Melopsittacus undulatus (budgerigar), 3646 nucleotides. RefSeq names its product ring finger and FYVE like domain containing E3 ubiquitin protein ligase (gene RFFL). The coding region runs from base 227 to 1315 and encodes 362 amino acids. Gene Ontology annotation, molecular function: ubiquitin protein ligase activity. The record is from RefSeq and is a predicted model, not a curated record. Gene Ontology annotation, biological process: proteasome-mediated ubiquitin-dependent protein catabolic process; negative regulation of extrinsic apoptotic signaling pathway via death domain receptors; protein K48-linked ubiquitination. NCBI's taxonomy places the organism in Eukaryota, Metazoa, Chordata, Aves, Psittaciformes, Psittaculidae. Gene Ontology annotation, cellular component: plasma membrane; cytoplasm. The transcript has 8 exons.